Molecule: messenger RNA, 942 nt
Organism: Exophiala spinifera
Lineage: Eukaryota; Fungi; Ascomycota; Eurotiomycetes; Chaetothyriales; Herpotrichiellaceae
Exons: 2
Coding region: 1-942 (313 amino acids)
Cellular component (GO): mitochondrion
Source: RefSeq, a predicted model, not a curated record
AUGAACAGCAUGCAACGCCUGUUGGAGCUUCAUGCCGUGCGCCAACUUGCCAAUCUGCGGCCAUCUGCUCGCCGGGCAUUGAUGCAGUUCGAACGCGGCCAGUCGCCUCUUCAGCCCUCCUUCCAAACGAGAGCCAUACGAUCGUCUAUCCGGAAUGACACGAGGAGAACAAUGCACACGCAACGCUCUCCCUUGUCUUCUUCGAGCUCGAGAAGAGUGGGCUCCGGAAUCGCGCAAAACAUCCGGCGAACACCUCGCUCUAGUUCUAGCGGGACACAACACCAGCGCGGAACGAGAUGGAGCAGCUCGUCAUCCUCGUCGGGAAAGUCCACGGAGAGACUGUCGUUCUCGCAACGCAUGAAGAAACUCUCACGCGAAUACGGAUGGGCCGCGCUGGGCGUGUACCUGGCGCUCACGGCCCUGGAUUUCCCGUUCUGUUUCCUCGCCGUCAGGAUGCUCGGAACCGACCGCAUCGGCCACUGGGAGCACGUGGCGCUGAGCUGGAUCAAGGGCGUCGUCUCUUGGCCGCUCCCCCAGAGACAGAAGGAGGUGAUAGACGCGGCUGGAGAUGUCGCGGAAGCCGCUGUCGCCGGAGAGGCGGGAGGGCAAAAGAGGCUCCUUGAGGAGGAGGAGGAGGAGGAGGAGGGAGCACCAAGCCAACAGAACGAGGUCGAGGAUCAUGGGUACAAGGAGGCCGAGAAGGCGAACGCCGGAAGUAAUGCCAGUAUAUGGACGCAACUUGCGCUGGCGUAUGCGAUUCACAAAUCCUUCAUCUUCGUCCGGGUCCCUCUCACGGCGGCGGUCACUCCGAAGGUCGUCAAGACGUUACGAGGCUGGGGGUGGAACAUUGGAAAAAUGCCAAAGAAGGGAGUUAGUGGUGGAAGUUCUUCAGGCACCGCGGGAGUCAACACUAAAGGAUCCAAAGUCAAGAGCGACGAUUGA